Molecule: messenger RNA, 4936 nt
Organism: Populus nigra (black poplar)
Lineage: Eukaryota; Viridiplantae; Streptophyta; Magnoliopsida; Malpighiales; Salicaceae
Exons: 9
Coding region: 260-4540 (1426 amino acids)
Biological process (GO): regulation of DNA-templated transcription
Cellular component (GO): nucleus
Molecular function (GO): transcription coregulator activity
Source: RefSeq, a predicted model, not a curated record
UUUCCUGAAUCAUUCAUUAGACAACACUAGCAACUCCGAAAGAAAAUUUCAUCAUUCCUCACAAUUUCUCUAACAAAUAAAAAAAAUCCAAACUUUCUUCCUUCUCCUCAAUCCCCAUUACUCCUCCCUGUCUGUGCGAUUUCGAUUUCUUCCAUUUUAUACUCCACUCUGUUUCCAGGUUUUUGAGUGAAAAGUUGCUGUUUGGGAUUCGUUUUUGCUGUUAUUUUAAGGUUAAGAAGUGUUGCCUGUUCGUGGGGUUAUGGCUGAGAUUUAUGUUGAAGGGAGUGAUUUAAAAGCGAAUGAGAAUGAGGAAGAGGAUGAGGAGGAAGAUAUGGAUUUUAAUCCCUUUUUAAAGGGAACGCCUUCGCCGGAGGCGUCGUCGAGUUUGAGCUCUGAAGUUGAAGGUUUGGAGGAGGGUGUGAAGGAGGUGAGGAGUGGUGAGGUGCGAAAUUAUGAUGUUGGAGAUGUGACUCAUGAGGAGGAGGUUGUUAUGGCAAGUGGGGUUGAGGUGGGAAGUGGAAAGGAAGGGGAGAGUGGUGAGGAUAGGAGGGGUAAGAGGAGGAAAUUGGGUUUUGGGUCGAAUGUGGAAGAUGGGAAUGAGAGGGAGAAGGAGAGCGGGGUGAGUAAGGUUGUGUUGGAUGUGGAUGAUGAUGAAGAUGCUAUUUGUAAGAGGACAAGGGCUAGGUAUUCGCUUGCGAGUUUUACCCUUGAUGAGUUAGAGAUGUUUUUGCAAGAGAGUGAUGAUGAGGAUGAUCUUCCGAAUGUUGAUGAUGAGGUGGAGUAUAGGAAGUUUCUUGCGGCCGUUUUGCUUGGUGGAGAUGGGGAUGGUCAGGCUAAUGAAGAAAAUGAAAAUGUUGAUGAUGAUGAUGAGGAUAAUGAUGCGGAUUUUGAGAUUGAACUUGAGGAGUUGCUUGACAGUGAUGUUGAUAAUGGUGCAAGGGAUGAGGGUCAGAGAGUUGAGUAUGAGAGAGGUGGACGAAGGCCGGAGACUAGGCAGAAAAAACGUCAAAAGGCUUCUGCUCAAUAUAAGAAGAAGCUUUUAGAACAGUCAAAAAGGCCGUUGCGCCCUCUUUUACCAGUUUUGCCUAAUGGAUUUGCUCCUCCUUUUAGUGCUGUCAAUGAGAAAGCUUUGGCACCUAAGCCUGCUCCUAGCUAUGCGUCUUCUGCAGAAGAUGGUGGUAAAAUAAAUGGGUUUACUCCACAGCAAAUAAACCAGUUGCAUUGUUUGAUACAUGAACAUAUUCAGCUGCUUAUUCAAGUAUUCUCUCUUUGCAUUCUUGAUUCUUCCCGGCAACACCUUUCCUCCCAGGUUCAGGGAUUGAUUUUUGAGAUGCUUCACAAACGUGAUAAUGUAAUAGCCUGCAAAAGAGUUCCAUAUCCUGGUAAUUGCUUUUGUCCUCCAUAUAUGUGCUCAUCUGUGGCAGAUGAACUGCCCAAUAUUCGGCCAGGACAGUGCACCUACGAAUCACCCCCUGUUCUAAACUUGCAGAUGUCAGUCUCUCAAAAUGCCCCCGUUCCACAAAGAAGAGAUGAACAUGCAUGUAAUGAGCAAACGAGUUCUUCACAGAUUGCAGGCUCUUCUUGGAGUCCUUACAUAAAUGGUCCAAUAGUUUCAAUUCUGGAUGUAGCCCCGCUCAAUUUAGUUGGAAGAUAUAUGGAUGAUGUUUACAAUGCUGUUCGGGAGUAUAGGCAGCGUUUUCUGAAUUCCAGUUCCGAAACAUGGAAUGAAAAGGAACCGCUCUUCUACCUUCCACAUUCUCCCUUAUUAGGGGAGGCGAAUGAAGUUAUGAGAGGAAACGUUCCCCUUGCUGCCAAUAGAGUGACAUCCUCAACUGGUCAACAACCACCCAAGAAGACAUUGGCUGCUUCCAUUGUUGAAAGUACCAAGAAGCAAUCAGUUGCACUAGUCCCAAAGGAUAUUAGCAAGUUAGCUCAGCGAUUUUUCCCACUGUUCAAUCCAGUACUAUUUCCACAUAAACCACCCCCUGCGGCUGUUGCAAAUCGGGUCCUUUUUACUGAUUCAGAGGACGAAUUGUUGGCACUAGGGAUCAUGGAAUAUAAUACAGAUUGGAAGGCAAUUCAACAACGCUUUCUUCCAUGCAAAUCUAAGCAUCAGAUUUUUGUUAGGCAGAAAAAUCGUUGUUCAUCUAAGGCACCAGAAAAUCCUAUAAAGGCGGUUCGGAGAAUGAAAACCUCCCCAUUAACUACAGAAGAGACAGAACGCAUUCAGGAGGGACUCAGGGUUUACAAACUUGAUUGGUUGUCUGUAUGGAAGUUUGUUGUUCCACAUAGGGAUCCUUCUUUAUUACCUCGGCAGUUGCGGAUUGCCCUUGGAACUCAAAAGUCAUAUAAGCAAGAUGCUGCUAAAAAGGAGAAAAGGCGGAUAUCUGAAGCCAGGAAACGGUCAAGAACCACAGAAUUAUCAAAUUGGAAACCAGCUUCUGACAAGGAAGACAAUCAGGCUGACAGAACUGGUAAAGGAAAUAGUAGUGGAGAUGAUUGUGUUGAUAAUGUAAACGAAGCUUAUGUUCAUCAGGCAUUUUUAUCUGAUUGGAGGCCAGGUUCCUCAGGUCUCAUUUCCAGUGAUACAAUUUCAAGAGAAGAUCAAAAUACCAGAGAGCAUCCAAACAAUUGUAGGCCUGGAGAGCCUCAACUCUGGAUCGAUAACAUGAAUGGGCUUCCAUAUGGAUCCAGCUCUCACCAUUAUCCUCUUGCUCAUGCUAAACCCUCUCCUAAUACCAUGGUACCAAACUAUCAAAUUUCUAAUAUGUCAGUGAGUAUCUCCAAGCCUCAAAUACAUUUGCGGCCAUACCGGAGUCGUAAAACUGAUGGUGUGCACUUAGUGAGAUUGGCACCAGAUUUGCCCCCUGUGAAUCUUCCACGGUCUGUUCGUGUAAUUUCUCAGACAGCUUUCGAAAGGAACCAAUGUGGAUCAUCUAUCAAAGUAUCUACCUCGGGAAUUCGGACUGGUGAUGCUGGAAAAAACAAUGUUGCUGCUCAGCUUCCACAUAUUGGAAAUUUGAGAACCCCCAGUUCAGUAGAUUCAAUAAGGGAUAAGACUAAUCAAGCAGCAGACCAUGUCACAGAUUCACAUCCCGAACAAUCUGCCAUUGUUCACAAUGUGUGUACUGCUGAAGAAAGAGGCACUGAUUCUGACCUUCAGAUGCAUCCAUUACUGUUCCAGGCCCCAGAAGGUGGCUGUCUGCCAUAUUUACCUUUGAGCUGCAGCAGUGGCACAUCUAGUUCUUUUAGUUUCUUUUCAGGGAAUCAACCCCAGUUGAAUCUAAGUCUCUUUCAUAAUCCCCUCCAAGCAAACCAUGUUGUUGAUGGGUUUAACAAGUCUUCGAAGAGUAAGGACUCCACUUCAGCAUCAUGCAGUAUCGACUUCCACCCACUUCUGCAAAGAACUGAUGAGGAAAAUAACAACUUGGUGAUGGCAUGCUCGAAUCCAAACCAAUUUGUUUGUUUGAGUGGUGAAUCUGCUCAAUUUCAAAAUCAUUUUGGUGCGGUCCAGAAUAAGUCAUUUGUCAAUCACAUCCCAAUUGCUGUUGACCCUAAACACUCUAGUUCUAAUGAGAAAGCUAAUGACCUGGACUUGGAUAUCCAUCUAAGCUCUAAUUCUGCAAAGGAGGUAUCUGAGAGAAGUAGAGAUGUUGGUGCAAAUAACCAACCAAGGUCAACAACAAGUGAACCGAAGUCUGGAAGGAGAAUGGAAACUUGUAAAAUAAACAGCCCACGUGAUCAGCACAAUGAACAUCCCACGGUUCAUAGCAACCUUGUUUCAGGUGCUGAUGCAUCACCUGUCCAAAGCAAUAAUGUCAGCACAUGCAACAUGGAUGAUGUUGGCGACCAAUCUCAUCCAGAAAUUGUGAUGGAGCAAGAAGAGCUGAGUGACUCAGAUGAAGAAAUUGAAGAAAAUGUAGACUUUGAGUGUGAGGAGAUGGCAGAUUCUGAUGGGGAGGAAGGUGCAGGUUGUGAACCAGUUGCUGAGGUGCAAGAUAAGGAUGCUCAAAGUUUUGCAAUGGAAGAAGUUACAAAUGCUGAAGAUUAUGGUGAUCAACAAUGGAAAUUGAGGAGCCCUGUUCAUUCUCGUGGCAAGCCUUCUAUUCUUAGAAAGGGCAGUCCUUUAUUAAACCUGAGUCUGACAAGCUUAGGGAAGGAGACUGCAAGUAGUUCUUGGUUAAGUUUAGAUUCACGUGCAGCUGUUGACUCUCCAAGAAUGAAGACUCUGCAUGAAAAGGGUGCAAUUAAUGACAGCCCCGCAGCCAAAAAUUUAUCUCCUUGUCGUCCCAACAGAUUGUGCAAGAAGACAACACCGAUCACAAAAGUUGAAACACAGAAGAAUGUUUCUGACAUGGCACAGCAACUUAGUCUGGGUCCUCUAGCUGUUUCAACACUGAGGAAACCCAGGAAGCGAAUGUGCCGAACAAAUACAAAUUUGGGCACUCGAACAGUUGCUGAAAAUGGUGGAACAAAUACAAAAUUUGGCACUGGAACAGCCACCGAAAAUGGCGGGCUCGAUCAAGAUAAGUUCGGUUGAUUGCUGCGUUUUCAGUUAUUCUAUCAGUUAGUUGAUGAGCCUGGGUUAACUAUUUGUGUUCCUUGUGGAACUUGCUGACCAAAUUGACAAGUGAGAAUCUGGUGUCAAAGCUGGACUACAAGUGCAGAGUACUUUGAUUGGCAUCUACCAUCUUCCUUGCUAACUUACCUCAGGGGUCGGGAUUUUUAGACAUGCUAACAAAGCUAGGAGGGUUUUCUUGUCGACCCUUUCCAUUUAUUAUGUAAAUACUUUCUGAUAUAUAGCAUGAGUAAAUUAAUUUGUGUUAAUAUGGAGGGUCAUGCACAGGCCUUUUUGUUUGUAAAUUACGGCAUCCCAAUUCAGUUGGGGACAACUUUGUGCAAGCGUGAUGCUAAAGGUAAUGAUUUUGUAGCAAAA